GCUCUACUGCCUGAAGAUCUACGGCCUCUCGUCCCUCUGGAGGCUCUUCAGGGGGAAGAAGUGGAACGUCUUGCGGCAGAGAGUCGACUCCUGCUCCUACGACCUGGACCAGCUCUUCAUUGGAACGCUGCUCUUCACCAUCCUGCUGUUCCUGCUUCCCACCACGGCGCUCUACUACCUGGUCUUCACCCUGCUCCGGCUGGUGGUGGUGCUGUUCCAGGGCGUCCUUCAUCUCAGCGUGGACUUCAUCAACUCCUUCCCUCUGUUCGCCAUGGGGCUGCGGAUCUGUCGGUCGUACCGACUGGCAGAGGGUGUGAAGUUCAGAGUGCUCUGCGAGGAGCCGGGCACCGCCCUUCACCUGCUGAUGGAGAUUAACCCGCUGAAGUGCAGCACCGUGGUGCAGACCUACCGCACGCCGACCUACAGCUGCUACCCCAGAGACUCGUGGGCCGCCCUCGUCAAGAAGCUGUUCGUCGGGGAGCUGAUUUAUCCCUGGAGACACAAAACCACCAAGACCGACUGAGGGGUCCGACCCAGAGGGGAGGCAGAAGCUGAGAAGGGAGCGAAAACUGUGACGUAUUCUGAGCAACUUGAAUGAUUGAUUAUGAGCUCAGAAACAUGAAAAACACUCAUUCCAUUAUUAUACUCCAUGUCGUUUAUUUCUGUCCACGCGUAAAAAAGAUGUGAAUCACUCCUCAUGUAGUUUAAAUGCUGCUGUGUUGUUGAACAGUAAUCUUUUACUUUUAUUGAAUUUCCUCCUAACGGGAUUAAAUCUCAAUCAAACUUUAACAAAUUAAAGUAUUUUGUCCUAACAAAACAAAUGUUACAUAUUUAGCUCGUUCUAUACUAAAAGAUGUUUUUAAAAUAAAAAUAACUGAAGAUUAUUUCUGAUUUAAAAUUAAUCAGGGCGUUAGUUCAGCCCAGUGCGUCUAGUUUUUAGUUGUUUAACCGUCACACUGCCAACAGAUGUUUAGCUCUAUUUUUACUGUCUUCUUUGUUUAAAGUUGGAUUUUCACUGGAAAACUCAGAGUUUGGUCCCUAAAGUUGAGCAACUUUUGCUGCCUUUCCAUCAUUCUGUCCUCUGUAGCUCGUUUAGGCCAAUCAGAGGCCAGUAAUGCCGGUCAUGUGAUGUGACACUCUACAGGGUUCCUACGGUCUUGGAAAAUAUGAAAAUAGGUUUUGGCAUUUUUAACAUCUGACUGUUUCUGGAAUCAUGAUUAAAAAAACAACUUUUGGAAUAAAUAGUUUUUAAAAACUUUCA
Messenger RNA from Fundulus heteroclitus (mummichog), 1261 nucleotides. It is a transcript of the gene pigq, whose product is annotated as phosphatidylinositol glycan anchor biosynthesis, class Q. Gene Ontology annotation, biological process: GPI anchor biosynthetic process. Lineage: Eukaryota; Metazoa; Chordata; Actinopteri; Cyprinodontiformes; Fundulidae. Gene Ontology annotation, cellular component: endoplasmic reticulum; membrane. The record is from RefSeq and is a predicted model, not a curated record.